ACAAAUAUUCAUUGAAAGGAUAAUGUUACUGACACAUGUUUCCAAUCUUUGGUUAACAUUAGCUAAUGGAAACUAAUAUAUUGUUUAACUCGAAAUCAAAACUGUAAACUAUUAAGUGAAAACUUUGUCAAAAAAGGAAUAUAACUUGAGUUUUGUCGACCUCGUAUGGUAAAAGAAAACUAAGAAUAAAACAAAAUAAACCAAGAGUAACUUAAGCUUCAUGGUUGGUGGCUGGGCUUCAUCUACAAAUGCUUGCCAUGAUCAUAAAUAAUGGAGCUAAAUAGAUAAAGCAACGAAGCCCACACAUUCUCGAUGUUUCAAUCCAUAAAUCAGAAGAACAGACCUUCUCUUUGGACUCAAUAAGCCAUUUGCUUGGCUCUGUUAUAUCCUUCUUCCAUGGAAUCCGGCGAACCAGAAACGGCCUUCGAGUUACUCCCGCUUAUUCGUAUCUACAAGAACGGGAGAAUUGAGCGGCUCGUCGACACUGAUUUCGUCCCGCCGGGAACCGAUCCUCUCACCGGCGUCACAUCUAAAGACGUAACAUUUCUCCCGACAUUUGGCGUCUCAGCGAGACUCUUCCUCCCAAACCUCACUCACUCAACUCAACGCCUUCCCGUAGUAGUCUAUUUCCACGGCGGUUGCUUCUGCACACAAUCCCCUUUCACGGCCAAGUACCACAACUAUCUUAACGCCCUUACUGCUGAAGCCAAAGUCGUGGCAGUUUCCGUCGACUACAGGAAGGCACCAGAGCAUCCCAUUCCCACAGCCUACGAAGACUCGUGGGCUGCCCUUCAAUGGGUCAUUUCACACCUUGAUGGGAAAGGACCUGAGAUUUGGUUGAACAAACAUGUAGAUUUCAAAAGGGUGUUUUUGGCCGGAGCUAGUGCUGGUGCCAACAUUGCUCACAACCUGGCAAUGGUGGUCGGAGAUCCUGAUUGUGGGGUGAACAUCGAUCUCAUUGGAGUUGCUUUGGAGCAUCCAUACUUUUGGGGCAGUGUGAGAAUUGGUAAGGAGGCAGAGAAUCCAGUGAAGGCGAGGUUAUUUGAUCAGCUGUGGGGGUUUAUUUGUCCAGCGAGACCGGAGAAUGACGAUCCAUGGGUGAAUCCAGUGGCAGAAGGAGCAGGGAGGCUGGCGGGGCUGGGGAGUGGGAGGGUGCUGGUUUGUGUGGCGGAGAAAGAUGUGCUGAGGGACAGAGGAAGGCUUUACUUUGAGGCGUUGGGGGGCAGUGGGUGGUUCGGGGUGGCGGAGAUUGUGGAAACAGAGGAUGAGGAUCAUUUGUUUCAUUUGAAUGAUUCGGAAGGUCAAAAGGCUAAGGAUCUGAUCCGAGACCUGGGGGAUUUCUUCAAUAGAGACAUGCCCCCUUCUCUGCUGCUUUGAGUCUUUGACUUUGGUCUGAUCUUCUAUUUUUAAAGCUUUUCUCUAUGGAAUCGAAUUUGUAUUUUUUCUAUUUUUAGGGAAGAAAGGGUAAACGAGGCAUAUUGAGAAUGUGCAGAACAUAGACGUGCACUUUUCUA
Cucumis melo (muskmelon) is the source of this 1514-nucleotide messenger RNA. Its product is annotated as probable carboxylesterase 2. The record is from RefSeq and is a predicted model, not a curated record. The transcript has a single exon. The coding region runs from base 397 to 1377 and encodes 326 amino acids. Lineage: Eukaryota; Viridiplantae; Streptophyta; Magnoliopsida; Cucurbitales; Cucurbitaceae. Gene Ontology annotation, molecular function: hydrolase activity.